GGUCAUAAAUUCUCCGUGAAGUCUUCCAUGGCUUAAUAUAGCUCAGGCCUCAGCUGAAGUCACUGUCGCCUCAAGUCACUCAUGGUGGCUUCUUCUCGGAGGAUACAACACGCUGCGCCAUAAUCGCCUGUAUCUGUGGACCGUACGUUAACCAUGUCUCAGCACAGCCAAGAUUCGGACUUGGACGAACUGUUUGGAGAUAUUGAUGAAGAUGAGAUUUUGGCCAAUUUAUCUCCUGAAGAGCUAAGAGAGCUCCAGAGCGAGAUGGAGGUACUGGCGCCGGAUCCGAGAGUACCAGUGGGCAUGAUUCAAAGGGACCAGACGGAAAAAGCACCGACCGGCCAAUUCGACCACAGGUCGCUCAUCGGUUAUCUGCAUUGGGAAAAGGAAUCUAAUCGGAUGCUGGAAGAAGAAAGGCUCCCUGUUACUCUUCUACCAUCAGAGAGAAUAAUUGCCAGAGAGGAGGAGCAGGAGGAAAUGAAGAAGUCUCGUGAACAAGAUGAACAAGAAACUGAAGAAGAGCCACAAGAACCAGAAGAAGAAAGUAAUGCUGAAACUGUAGAAGAGUUUUGCGAAAAAGACAAUGAGACAACAGAUGAAGAAGAAGAGAAGACAGAAACAAACCAAAGUGUCGGAUCAGAAACGGAAUCAGAAAAAGAAGAAAAAACGAACGGUGAAGUCGCUGAGGAAAGUCCUUCGGCCUCUCCACCGAAUGAAGAGAUUACAGAGGAAGAGCCACAAGAAGAGAAGAGCGAUGAAACCAGACCCACCACUGAUGAAGCUCCAGAACCUGCUGAAAACAUUGAGGAUAAAAAGCCACCUGAGAAGAUUUCAAAAUUAAAUAUACCAAAGAAAUUGGCACUGGACUCUAGCUUCAUUAAGAUGACCGCGAGGCCUUCUGGCAAUCAGACCAACUUGGACAGAACAUUGCAGAGCAUCCGGGAGAACAAUCCAGAUGUGAAAGAAGUCAAUUUAAACAACAUUGAGAAUAUUCCAAAGGAGAUGCUGGUAGACUUUGUCAAUGCUUUGAAGAAAAACAAACACGUAAAGACUUUUAGUAUGGCAAAUGUUGGAGCCGACGAGAACGUGGCCUUCACAUUGGCCAAUAUGUUAAGAGAAAAUAGGAGCAUUGUCACCUUAAAUAUUGAGUCCAACUUCAUCACUGGCAAAGGAAUUGUGGCCAUUAUACGAUGUCUUCAGUUCAACGAGUUUUUGACUGAGCUGAGGUUCCACAAUCAAAGACAUAUGUUGGGUCACCACGCAGAGAUGGAAAUUGCAAGACUUUUGAAGGCCAAUAACACGUUGUUAAAAAUGGGUUACCACUUCGAGCUGCCAGGCCCAAGAAUGGUCGUGACUAAUCUGCUAAGUAGAAAUCUAGACAAACAAAGGCAAAAAAGGAAAGAGGAUCAACAACAGCAACAGAUGAAAGAACAAGAAGAGAUCAUUAAUAUGUUGGAGAACGGUCUAGGCAUGGGAAUUCCACCAGAACUUUGGGCAAUGCUGAACCAACCUCCACCAACAACAAAUUCCAAGAUGCCCCCACCGACUUCCAACUCAAGAAUGCCAACUAUUGCAGAGGAACCGAAAAUCCCGGUGCCACCACUCAGAAAAAGUAAACAGAACAAGCCAGAGUUGAACUCUGAAAACAAGUUCAAAUCCGAACCCCCGCCUUUCAAAGACGUGAAACUCAAAAAGUUUCAAACAAGAUCCACGGCCCAAAAGUUAAGAGAAGAAGCAGAUAAGACUAGUUUGCGAGACAUGAUACAGCUCAAAAGGGCAAAACCCAAGUCAAGCUCUUCUCAAAAUUCAGAGCUGGCAGAGAAAGUCAAUCUUAAGGAUGUAAUGAAAACCCUGAAGCCCGUGCCAAGGAAUCGUCCACCUCCUCUUGUUAACUUGACGCCAAGAGAUGAGCUUCUAAAAGAUAUUCGCCAGAGUAAUGUGGCCUAUCUAAAAGCGGUGCCACUCCCGAAAGGGCUGGAGGAACACUUGGAGUAAAUGUGAAGAAGACUCUUUUAAAUAGACAGUCCUAAUUUUGCUAUCGGUGAACCACUAAAGACAAUGGGGAGACUGCUGUUAGUGUCAUGGGAUCAACAACGAACGUGGAGUGAGAAGAGCAAGAAGUGAACGUAUUCAGAUGAGACACAUUGGGGCAUAUUUACUAGCACCGUUGUGUACCGCCAUGCGGUGUGCAUUCUGAAUGCGGAGCGAACCGUACCCUCAGCGCGGUGCAGCUCGUGAGCUAUGACCGAUUUUGUGAAUACGCUUUCCAGCACUUCAUUGAGCUUUAGUUAAAAAAA
Molecule: messenger RNA, 2297 nt
Organism: Bufo bufo (common toad)
Lineage: Eukaryota; Metazoa; Chordata; Amphibia; Anura; Bufonidae
Gene: LMOD3
Product: leiomodin 3
Exons: 3
Coding region: 154-1995 (613 amino acids)
Biological process (GO): myofibril assembly; muscle contraction; pointed-end actin filament capping
Cellular component (GO): striated muscle thin filament; myofibril
Molecular function (GO): tropomyosin binding
Source: RefSeq, a predicted model, not a curated record